Molecule: messenger RNA, 5252 nt
Organism: Hippocampus comes (tiger tail seahorse)
Lineage: Eukaryota; Metazoa; Chordata; Actinopteri; Syngnathiformes; Syngnathidae
Gene: tbc1d1
Product: TBC1 (tre-2/USP6, BUB2, cdc16) domain family, member 1
Exons: 23
Coding region: 202-4323 (1373 amino acids)
Source: RefSeq, a predicted model, not a curated record
UCCUGGCCUGGUGGUUCCUGGAGGCAGAGAGGAACCUAAAUUUAACUCAACUAAUCACUACUACACAACACCAACCCCACCGUCUCCUUCUCUCCUUCUGGUUCGUUUACGCGGUUGUGUUCACGGGAUCACGAAUUCCGCGGGAUCUCUGGACUCGACUCGGCUUUCUUGGUUCCGCGUCAAAACUAAACAAAAAGAACCAUGAAUGGACUUUAUUUUGAAGUGAAACCCACAAGGAAUAUCUCCCGUGGGGUUCAUUUAUCUUCUGAGUACAAUCCAUCCAUUUCUUCUGAGACAAUUUGUGACGAUAUGAUGGAGGAGGCAGUGGAGGAAGCGCAGUACAAACUGACAUUAAUCGGCUCUCUCCCGGUCCACCGUAUGACCACCAUGGCGAUGCUACCCUGGGUGGUGGCCAACAUUAGCAGGUCACAGGAGCCCGGUCCAACUGUGUCGCUAUGCGUGUCGCCGUCGUGGGUGCGGUGUGUUUGUGUGCGGACCGAAGGGCUGCUUUGGGACCCCCUGACGCACACUGUGCUGUUUGAGUGCCCACCCCACCAGGUGACCAAGCUCAUUCACAAUAGCCAGGAGCCUAGCAGUUUUGGAUGCCUGCUCAGAGAUGCUCCAUCCUGUGCCUGUUACGUGUUCAAGUGCCAGGACAGCAACAAGGUCCCUGAAAUCAUCAGCACACUACGGCAAGCUGGCAAAAGCUCUGCACGCAAUGAUGACACUUUUACCAUUCCCAACAAGACCUUGGCAGAUCCUGGAGACCCCAAGCCAUUGGAAACGCACAUCACCUUUAAUUCUCUUUCCGCAGCAGGUUCUGUGGCGAACAACCCUGCCCUGUCCCCAGCAACCUUUGCCAAAAAGUUUGAGGUGCUCUUUUGUGGCCGUGUGACUGUUGCGCACAAGAAGGCCCCCCCUGCUCUAAUUGACGAAUGCAUUGAGAAGUUCAGCCAGCUAGCUCAGGGCUCAGGGACCACUAAAAAAGGGGUAAAUGCCGGGGGAUUAGUCGGUGGACUGAAGAGGGCAUUAGCUUUCCAGUCUAAUGGACUGGGGAGUCCUACUUUAGGUAAUGGUGCUACUGGGAGCCCCACCAACGGAAAACGCCCAUUGCUAUUCAAACGGGACCCCAGCUUUCCAUCUCUGCAGGCCCUGGAUGAGAAUGGACUCUCACCAGAGAUCUCUCAUGCCAAAACUACAGAUGCACUCACUCACUCACCUGGGGUGCAGCCCACCAGCCUUCAGGAGAACAGGACCAUGCUGUUUACGGUGGGCAGAUCACAGAUCUUUUUGGUUAGUCCAGACACUAAGAAGGUUGCCAUCGAAAAGAGUUUCCGUGAAAUCUCUUUCUGCUCACAAGGUAUUCGCCAUGUGGACCACUUUGGCUUUAUUUGCAGGGAGACUAUGGAAAGAGGAAGCUGCCACUUUGUUUGCUAUAUCUUUCAGUGUACGGAUGAAUCUCUGGUGGACGAGAUCAUGCUGACCUUGAAGCAGGCGUUCUCCGUAGCAGCUGUGCAACAGAAUGCAAAAUGCCAGAACCAGCAGUGUGACAGUUGCCCCAUGCUGCAGCUCCACAAGCUGUGUGAGAGAAUAGAAGGUCUCAAUGCGUCUAAAACCAAACUAGAGCUUCAGAGACACCUGGCUAGUCUGGACAACCAGGAUCAAGCUGCAAUCUUUGAGAGUACUAUGAGGUCUCGUCCUAAAAGCGAACAGGAAGAAAAUGAGCUUACAAUGGCAUCUUUGAGGAAUUUGUAUGAGGAGAGACAGAGGAUUCAUCAUCACACUCUGCCAAAUGACACCAAGCAGAAUGAUGAGGCAGCGGCCGCUCCAGUUGAGGUGCAGCAACAAAGUAGCAGUCGACAGCGUCUUGAACAGUUUAAGAGUCGAGCGAAACGCUCGCUAACGGAAUCCUUAGAGGGUAUAUGGAAGGGAAGCAGCAAGGCUGUUGCUCUGAGGGGCAACAGUGAAAGGAGCCAUAGUGUAUCCUCCAUUUCUACUGUCAAUAGCCAGGACCAGUCCUGCCUAGAUGACUCCCGAUCUAAUUCCUCCCAAUUGCACCCCACCAGCUCCCUCAAGUGCCACAACUCAACAGGAGACUUGAAGCACCUUGACCCCUUUGCUUCCCCAUCUUCCUCCCCCUCCUCCUCUUUACCAGGUGAUGGUCAGCCAAUAGGCUUCCGGAGACGGGCCAGCACCUUCAGCCACCCACCUACACCCUCCUCAGCAGAUGAUUCACCAGCACGCACUUUAACACAUACGCCACAGCAGGACCCUGCGGCUGCUUCAAAACCCAAGCUCUUACGACACUACUCUGUCAGCACUGACACGCCACACCGAAACAAACGUGUUCCAUCCAACACCGCCCUUCCUCCCGUUCCUUACUGCUCUUCGUCCUCCUCUCCUCUGCUCCUUCCUUCUUCCCCUUCAACCGGAGCAAGGCUCAGUAAAAGACGUCCUCUGGGUGGACUACGUGCUCGACUCCACGCCUCAUCCUCUGUUCCUAAUUUUUUGAAAUUUCAAUUUCUGGCUCCUGUCGAAGAAAAUGACAGCACAGAAACAACGAGCAGAAGGCCAUUGUGUCACUUUGUUUUUAGAGAUGUAGCAGCCCUCUAUGUAUCAAGUACAGAAUGUGAAGUUGGGGAAAGCCCUCUGCGUAGUCACCGACACUCCUGGAGGCAGCAGAUCUUCCUGCGAGUUGCAACCCCUCAGAAAAACACAGAUGUCAUUGAGCGCGGAGACAAUCUCGAUGGGGGUUGGGCAUGUGGAGGCCAAGCUGUUGGUGCAGGAAAUGUGGACUUGCCCAUGAGGGCUCAGCCCGAAGAGCGAACCAGAAGGAGCAAAGAGGAGUUGAGGGAACUAUGGAGAACAGCCAUUCUGCAGCAAAUCCUCCUGCAAAGGAUGGAACGAGAGAACCAGAAAUUGCAGGCUUCUGAGAGUGAUUUGCAGAACAAGCGUCUCAAGCUGGACUAUGAGGAAAUCACUCCUUGUCUCAAGGAGGUCACGUUGGUCUGGGAGAAGAUGCUGGGAACUCCUGGAAGGGCAAAGGUCAAAUUUGACCAUGAAACCAUACAUUUGUCAGUUGCACAAGGGGUGCCGAGGCAGCAUCGAGGAGAGAUCUGGAAGUUCCUCUCUGAACAGUAUCUGCUCAAGCAGACGGUCCCCUCCCGUCCACCGACCAAUGAUUCGCCAUACAAAGAGCUGCUCAAACAGCUGACCUCACAACAGCACGCCAUCCUUAUAGAUUUGGGUCGCACUUUUCCCACUCAUCCCUAUUUCCAAGCCCAGCUGGGGGCGGGACAACUGUCUCUGUAUAAUAUCCUCAAGGCCUACUCGCUGCUGGACCCUGAGGUGGGAUACUGCCAGGGCUUGUCCUUCAUUGCUGGAGUUUUGCUGUUACACAUGGGGGAAGAGGACGCCUUCAACAUGCUCAAAUUUCUCAUGUAUGAUGUCGGCCUCCGCAAACAGUACAGGCCAGAUAUGAUUAUCCUGCAGAUUCAGAUGUACCAGUUGUCACGUCUGCUCCAUGACUAUCACCGGGAUCUCUACAGCCACCUGGAGCAACAGGAGAUCGGGCCCACUCUGUACGCCACGCCAUGGUUCCUCACCGCUUUUGCCUCACACUUCCCCCUCGGCUUUGUGGCAAGAGUCUUUGAUAUGUUGUUCCUCCAGGGGCCAGAGAUCAUCUUUAAGGUGGCCCUGAGUCUCCUGGGGAGCCACAAGCCUCUGAUCUUGCAACAUGACAGCCUGGAGUCCAUUGUGGACUUCAUCAAAACCACACUGCCCAACCUGGGCCUGGUGCAGAUGGAGAAAACCAUCAAUCAGGUUUGUGAGAUGGAUGUGUCCAAACAGCUUCAGGCGUAUGAGGUGGAGUACCACGUCUUGCAGGAUGAACUCCUGGACACGCCCCCGACCCUCAACCAACAUCAGCGCGCUGCACAGCUGGAAAGGACCAAUCAGAGCCUGCGACAGCAGAACCUUGAUCUCCUCGAGGAGCUGCAGGUCUCGUAUGCUCGGGUGUGCAGCCUAGAGAGUCGAGUGGCGGCACUGGUACAGUCAGAGAGCAAGUUAAAGGAGCAGGUUUCUUCCCUGGAGGUGGAGAAGCAACAGCUGGCAAGCACGGCCGCGCGUCUCCAAAACCUGCUCGCCAGCCUGGGCAUACAAACGACUCCUGAUGGCCAUAGCCUGCCCCCGGCCGACGCAGAAUUAUGCGCAACCCAAAUCACAGUGGGUAUGCAAGCAAGUCAUGAGGAUUGGACUUUGGACUCCCUGCACCAACCUGUGUGCGUAGUGGAGAAGGUGGUCACUGGACAAGAGGAGACCUGAUUCUCAAUGUAGUACAUCCUCUGCUUUAGCUCCAGGCCUCUCAAAUUAAAAGCGGAGCAGGUCAGAGACAGGAGCAUCGUUUCCAAACCUCUUGUGUGAUAAACCAGCAUGUGAUUAGACCAGUUUGUCCCAAAGAUGGCACUGCCCCCCAAACCCCCAAUGGUCCUCACAUUAGCACUUGUACUGUAAGCUACAAGAAGCCAGCACACCAUGCGAGCCAUUUGUUCCCAAAGAGUGUAAAAGUGAGCACGUGUACGACUGAAGAAAUAAAUUUCACUCAUAAAGCAUUGAAGAGUCCAGAAAGACGCAAGCUAAAUGAUGUUGGCUCAUGCAUUUCAUAUUUCAUUUAUGUUACAAGAAGAACAAUAGUCUGCAGUUGCGCCUUCAAGUCAAAGACUUUCACUUUUUUUAACUUAAAAUGUCCUCGUGAGCAUGAACCUUUACUGUAUUGGUUACACUGUAUCCCUUCCACCAGACCUGCCGUCUCAAGCCAUGUAUGCAAGUGUGUUUGUGCACUGGUCGCAGCAAUCAGUUGGCGUUACACUGUAAACAUAUUUUAUCCACUGCACCUGUUUUGUUUUGUUUUAACUGAUUAUUCUAUUCUUGCUAAUUUACACUUAAAUAUAUUCAAUAUCAUUUAAACACAAACCUGUUUCUUUGUGGUUGUGUGUAAAAUGCUCUCACGGGUGCCACACGUGCUUAAAGAUGGUGUUAGUAUCCCUCUUGUCUAAACACGCCAAGUCAGUAAACACUACGUACCUCAUAUAAUGAUUGAAUACAUGGCAAUAUAACUGCAGGACGCACAGCAUUUAAAGAGCAAACGUAUGCUGGUUUCCAGGAAUUCCUCGUGGUUGAAAGGAGAGUGGGGAGAAUGAACGUGUCGGCACAAGUUGUCUCUUUGUUAGUGUUUGUCACACAAACUAUCAGCA